GGGAAUUUCAGUGUCGGGAGCCCUAAAAUCAAAAGCAAUCCCUAGAUUUGUUCCCACCAAUUCUCUUUAUUUUGAAAAACUCGGAAGAAGAUCUCAGUUGCGACGAGUCUGAUUCUCAGAGAAAUGGGGGAAGCUUCUGGAAAAAUCGAUCUUGAGAAGCUGAUUUUGUACAGCGACGAUCUGGUGGGGUUUUUGAAGGACAAGAAGGACCUGAACAACUUGGAGCAUUCUCUCCAACACUCCAAGGCCCUCCGCUCCUCAUGUGAUGCCGAUUUCAACGAAGUUCAGAAUUUGCUUCGAGACUAUGAGAAAAAGAUAGAUGAAUGCAAGCAGAAAACUGAGGUGGCAUAUUCAGAGGUUGUUGCUGAUGAAGAAAUAGACCUUCUUCAAAGAGAACUUGAUGGGGUCAUUGAAACAGAAAGUUUGUUUAUGGAGGAGUUAAGAGUGGUCACUGAUGAGAUUAAUGAUUUAGAACACCAAAGGAUUGCUCAUCAGGAGAAAAGGCGAAUUUCGAAGAGACACAAGCAAGAUGAGUUCAGAAAACUGAGGGAGCUUUCCAUGCAUGCUUCUGUCACAAAUAUUAUACCUAAGAGGCUGGAAGAUCAGUCAAGUGUUUUGGGCUCUAUUGUGGAUAGAGAUACCAAAACGCAUCAGAAGUUUGAAUUUGAUCUGACAAAGAUGACGGCCUUCGAAACAUGUAAUAGCAUUUGGAAGAUGAUUUCAUGAUAGAUCUUUAACAUUUCCUCUUCAGAUGACUUGCAUAAUAACCCAUAGUUAUUUGCUUCUUUUAUGUUGUUCUACGGACUUGAUAUUGUGUUUUGGAAGUUUUGUAACUUAUGAUGACACAUUGUAAAGCACAGUUUCAACGCUGAUUAGUGGGGAUGGUGUUGGUGCCUCUUGGAGGCAUUUUGGGUUGGUUGUUUACUUAUGUUUAAGUGAUGUAAUGUAUUUCUUAGAGAAUUUUGAUAUUUUUGUGAAUAAA
Messenger RNA from Prunus avium (sweet cherry), 982 nucleotides. The record is from RefSeq and is a predicted model, not a curated record. Lineage: Eukaryota; Viridiplantae; Streptophyta; Magnoliopsida; Rosales; Rosaceae.